Cladocopium goreaui is the source of this 662-nucleotide messenger RNA. The record is from the annotation of a GenBank genome assembly. NCBI's taxonomy places the organism in Eukaryota, Dinophyceae, Suessiales, Symbiodiniaceae.
AGGCCCAAGCCGGCGCCGCGGCGGCGGCGGCGGGCCUGGCCUCGCUGACGACCGAAGGCCCUUCGGGGGUGAUUGCAGAGGUGCUCAGGGCGUCAGAUGCGGCAGGACUGGAUUUGGAGAUGCAGACGCGGAUGGCCGCGGUUCUGGAAACCCAAAGCUCACAGCAACAGGCUGCGCUGCUGAUGCUGCUGAAGGCAGCAGUGCUCAGCACCACCACGGACAGUGCCACCUACUCCAAGCCCACGUAUCACAAUGCCACGGGGGCGGCGAAGCUGGUGGGGGAAGAGGUGGCACAGGCGGUGGCCAGCCUGGAUGUGGAUCCUCAGACGAAGCUUCAGGUGAUCUCUGCCGCUGCCGCGGCAGCGCAAGAGGCGGAAGGGCACAGCUCCACCACGACCAGUUUCGACGGUGUGAAGUUGGUGGUGGAUGCUGCGCAAGACGCCGGUAUCAAGGACAUUGGGAAACUGAGAAAGGUGCAAGAAGAAGCACGCGUCAUGACGCCAGAUCAGCAGAAGGCCGCCGCACGAUCGCUGGAGGCAGCAGGGGCUGGCCGCCCUUUCGCCGAUGUGACUACGACCACUCGCGGCCCUGCCACGGCGGCGGACACGGUGGAGAAAGUGUCGGAGGUGGUGAAAGCAGCCGCAGCGAUUCGAGGAGGGUAG